UAAAUGAGUAUACUUGAUGCUUAGCCACGACUUUGUGUUUUUCUUUAAGGGACAAGUUUUUUGUUUUUUUUCUUAAUACAAACUGUCGUGUUGAGGGUUGACUUUCAGCAGAUCGCAGCAAGGGAGCUGCUCUAUAAUCUGACCUAAAGGGACAAGAUUUUUUUGUCAUUUAAUUAACAUCAUAGCCACUAGAUGCCAGUAGUAUCCUCAAGUGUGACAAUCACAAAUGUCUCCAGACUUUCCAAAUAUCCCCUCAGGGGCAGAGUUGCCCCCAGUUGAGAACCACUGAUCUUACCAAAGGCAAAAGGAAGGCUUAUUAUCAAGACCUCCACGUGCUCUUGGAAACUUCACUAAAUUAUUAGUAACUACCCUUCUGAUAACUUGAGAAAUGUGUCAGAAUCUCAGAGAAGAAGGAUGUACAGCUUGCAAAAAAUGGAUUUUGUGUUAGAAGACAUGGAUCUUGCUGCUAAUGAGCUCAGCAUUUAUGACAAACUUUCAGAGACUGUUGAUUUGGUAAGACAGACGGGCCAUCAGUGUGGCAUGUCAGAGAAAGCAAUUGAAAAAUUUAUCAGACAGCUGCUGGAAAAGAAUGAACCUCAGAGGGGGCCACCCCAGUAUCCCCUCCUUCUAGCUGUGUACAAGGUCCUCGUAACCCUGGGAUUAAUCUUGCUCACUGCCUACUUUGUGAUUCAACCUUUCAGCCCAUUACCACCUGAACCAGUGCUUUCUGGAGCUCAUACCUGGCGCUCACUCAUCCAUCACAUCCGGCUGAUGUCUUUGCCCAUUACCAAGAAGUAUAUGCCAGAAAAUAAGGGAGUUCCUCUGCAUGGGGGUGAUGCAGACAGACCCUUUCCAGACUUUGACCCCUGGUGGACAAAUGACUGUGAGCAGAAUGAGUCGGACCCCAUCCCUGCCAACUGCACCGGCUGCGCCCAGAAAUUACCCCUCAAGGUGAUGCUCCUGGAAGAUACCCCAAGGAAAUUUGAGAGACUCCAUCCUCUGGUGAUCAAGACCGGACAACCCCUGUCAUCUGAGGGGCUUCAGCGUUUUUUGUGCCAGUACCCUGAGGUGACAGAAGGCUUCACCGAAGGGUUUUUCACCAAGUGGUGGCGCUGCUUUCCUGAACGGUGGUUCCCGUUUCCUUACCCAUGGAGAAGACCUCUGAACAGAUCACACCUUUUACGUGAGCUUUUUCCUGUGUUCACCUACCUGCCGUUUCCAAAAGAAGCCUCCUUGAAAAAGUGCUUCCUUCUUCAACCAGAACCUAUUGUGGGGAGCAAGAUGCAUAGGAUGCAUGACCUGUUUACCAUUGGCAGCGGCGAGGCCAUGUUGCAACUCAUCCCUCCCUUCCAGUGCCGAAGACAUUGCCAGUCCAUGGCGAUGCCACUAGAGCCAGGGGAUAUUGGCUAUGCUGGCGCCACCCACUGGAAGGUCUACAUUAUAGCCAGAGGGGUCCAGCCUUUGGUCAUUUGUGAUGGAACCACCCUCUCAGAACUGUAGGAAACAGAACUAAAGGAACAGGUUUGAGAGCUGAAGACCGGAUCGAAAGGGGGAAAAUAAAAACAAAAAACGAUGAAACCACUUUCCAGGGGUUGGUUGCUUAGUUACCUGCCCUGUGCAUGCGUGUGUGAGCCAGUUGUGUGCUGGAGGCAAAGGCCAGAGCCCAGCCCUCCCAACUCUUCCAGCCCAGCUGCUUGGCCAGGACUUUGCCAAUACCCAUCUGUGAGAGACAGGCCUCUUCCAGGCCUUUUGGCACCGAAACCUUGAGGCUGCCCUUCAGGCAGAGAGCACGGUUGAUACCUUCCCUCACUUGCAUGACAUGAUCCCCUCUGCUGGCUCCCUGGCCACGAGAGGGCAGUCACCAGGUCCUGACUUUAAAGCCAUCCUCUACCAGGUGGGCCUGCCUGUCCUCUCUUCCUGGUCACACCACCCUGUACUUUUUUUGGAAAGCCAUGGAUGAUUAAAGAAGUCAUUGCCGUUUCCCAAGCAGAAUGGAAUCUAGAACCAGUGAAAAAGGUUCACUCAAACUGCACUCAGGAAAUGCACUUCUUUCCCAGUGUCCAUGGCUCUUGGAGUAUCAGCGAUGCCAGGUCGGAGUCUGAUUGUAAUUGAAAUGGUAAUUCCUAAGGUAAUACUUGUCUCCAUUCUAUCAGUUCUUAUGCCUCUCCCCUCCCUCCCCUUCUCCCUUGCCUAUCUGGUUGGCUUCUCAGAAGUUGGGCUCCUGGUCCCCCUCCCUUGGAUGGGCCAGCGCCCUUUACUGCUGAGGCAGCACUGCUCUUGUCAACUAUGUUGCUUUUACCAAAUGUCUUCGGAGGGGGAGACGGUGCCUCCCCGGGUUUGAUCUUUAGGGUCCAACAUUCUGCAGGAAAGAUGUUUUACAGACGUGUCAAGCUGAUGUUGUAAUGUGGUUGGGGAAGGAACUCCAGACCCAAAGUGUUGGCCAGCUGGGCGUACGACUGUGUGACCCUCUGUCUUGAAAUGAUUUCUCUCUGUACUGGGAGCCAAGGUGAGGUGUUUUUAUUUUUUGUGAAAAUAUAAAAUUAUGUUCUUUUGA
Molecule: messenger RNA, 2554 nt
Organism: Balaenoptera musculus (blue whale)
Lineage: Eukaryota; Metazoa; Chordata; Mammalia; Artiodactyla; Balaenopteridae
Gene: C11H6orf89
Product: chromosome 11 C6orf89 homolog
Exons: 8
Coding region: 415-1500 (361 amino acids)
Cellular component (GO): Golgi membrane; nucleolus
Source: RefSeq, a predicted model, not a curated record